UCGUUAUUUACUUUUUGAAUAUCCUAGUACUAUCCUGUUGAGUUAGGUUUACAUUUUUACCUACAGUAUAAUAGAAUCAUGGUUUCGGAAAGUUUAGCCAAGUUGUGUUCCGUUUCCUACCCACACGUAAAUUCAAGGAAUCAGACAUAAAGAAACUCAUGAUUAUACCAUGUACAGACAGAAAAUUAAGCUUUUAACAUUUAGAACUUAAUUUUACCAAUGAGCAAUAGCUCAAAGGAAAUAAAUAAAACAUUAUAGCAUUUAAGAUCCUGCAAUAUCGACAUCUCCUUCAAUUGUUGAUACCAUCACAACACUAGAUAUUGCUUCAUUUCCACGAUUUUCCAACUCAGUCUGUGUCGAACGGUGUUGCGGGUAACCCGCUUCCAUCCUUCGUUGUAUUUAUCGUGAUUGUAAAUAACUCGUCAUAUAUACUAUAUAAUACAACAAACGAUUAUUGCAUCUUUAGUCAAAAAUGUGACAUAAUACCUACGUUAUUAAGGAGUGCUACGGAGAGGAUUUCCAAGGAAGGUGAGGAGUUGGGUGCAGGCGCCCUGAUGAGUAGAUUUACUGCCGUCGUGAGCAUUUCAAGGCCCCGAAAAUUGCUUCCCACGGCAGUCCGGCGAGAGCGUACAUCGCCUACCACAAGCUGGGCGCAGGCAUGGAAGCCCAGACCACCACGCCGCAGACUGAGUGCGAAUGUGGGGUACACCCAUCCGUAUUCUACUUGCUGGCAACGUUACUACUUACCAGCUGUUCGACGGCGAUGCUAUGCGCGGCGAUGAUGACAGAACAUUGGGAACACGUGGCGUGGGAGCGCGCUGCGUUGGCCGCACUCGCUAACACAUCAAACACCGUCCUACACUGGCUGCUCGAUGAGAAAGUCGCUAAGGUGGAGGAAGCAAACAAUCGUAAAGGCGUCGGAACUUUUUUAGUGCCGAUGAACGGCGGCAUUUGGACUAUGUGUGUGUCUUUGGAAGAGGAGGAGGCGAGGAUCUUGUCGCGGGCGGGGUUCCCGCAGGAGCCGCUCUGCACUAACUACUUAGCUAACAGCGACGACGAGGAGCCCAGAGCUGACUGGCAACAUCGAAUGCAGAACCUUUCAAUAUCAUGUGCACUGGUGUGCCUCAUCGUGUUGGGCAGCGCGGCGCUUGUGGGCGCCUUCGGUGUCUGCAAGCACCAGAUCAGUGCCGUACUCGUUACUGGAGUCAUGUACUUGUUGGCUGGUCUAUUCGCGAUGUUUACCCUCAUGAUAAUCCACUUCAAACGUAUCCAACGUGUAUCAACACGCAGUAGUCAGGGUGACGACACCGCCGACGGUGUGGUCGGGCCGCGCUCCGCCGCGCUGCUUCUCCUCUCCGCGCGAGAGUUCACCACCAGCUGGUCCUUGGAACUGGGCUGGGGAGGAGUAGCUUUAGCUACCACCACUUCGUUACUUUGGAUAUUAUUAUCCAAAAUAAUGAGAUACAACCCUAUAUCAACUAUGAUUUUAUAGAUUUCUCCUUUAUAAUCAAAGAGAUACAAAGAUAUAUAGAGGCAGCAUAGUUGAAAUUCACUAGAUCCUCAUCCACACGUCAAUUUAAGAAUUGUAUUUAAAUGAAUUACCAAUAGUUGACAGUUAUUCAUAUUUAAAUGUUUGUUU
This is a messenger RNA of Papilio polytes (common Mormon), 1639 nucleotides long. RefSeq lists its product as uncharacterized. Bases 659 to 1492 code for a protein of 277 amino acids. Lineage: Eukaryota; Metazoa; Arthropoda; Insecta; Lepidoptera; Papilionidae. The transcript is spliced from 9 exons. The record is from RefSeq and is a predicted model, not a curated record.